AUGUGCUUUGAUGGGAAAACCGUCAUCCAGGUAGAAUCGGAGAUGGAGAUUGACUCAAUGUGCUCCGUAUGUGGGAUUCAGAUCCCUGCAGACUCACCAAAUGCCGUCGCACAUCAUUUGGAAUCGCACACCAAGGAAGAUUUGAUUUCAUCUCUCACAAGGCAGCAGGCAUCUCCCAAUGCUCAACCAAGAUUCGUGCCGGCAGUCCAACAGCAACAAAUGCAGGUCAUGAAUCCAAGUGCAAUGCCAAUGAUGGUGCCCAUGGCUCCUUAUGGUGGUGUAUCGAUGCCAUGCUUCAUGCCUCCCAUGAUGAUGCCCACUAUGGUGGGUGGUCGCCCUGCAUAUAUUGUGUAUCCUUACAUGAUGCCUCAAUGCAUGAAUGGCCCCUUUUCUCCUGGCGCCUGUUACUCACAACCAGCUGUGCAGAUGCAGUCAUUAUCGUACCCCGUGCCCUUGCCCUUGACCAUGCCUAGCCACAGUCCAUGGACAACUCCAGACAAUGCUUCCUUGUCGUCAAUGACUGAAAGUGAAGUUUAUCAUUGUGUGGAAUCGACUGAAGAUAGAGACGAUCCAGUUCCAGAGGAAGAAGAUGGCACUCAGGAAGAGGCGUCGAUGACUUCUCAUUCUACGGAAACAGAAGAGAGCAUAUUUUCAGGGCUUGUGUGUCAUGUGAAUCCCGAUGGAACCCUUGAAUUCGUGCGGGAAGAGACGCCCUACCGGAUUCUCACUGACGAUGGAGGUGGUGAUGAAGAGAACAGUGAUAAGGAAUCUGGUAACACCGGGAAUGGGAGCAAGUCGGGCAUUGAGCAACUGUCAGAAUCGUACCAACAGAAUGGAAAGAGCGGGGAUAAGGACGGGGGAAAGGAGAUGUUGCGAGAGGAAGAGAUAGAGGAUUAUAUGGUGGACUUAGACACGACCAAUGACAUCAUUGAGGAGGGUCGCGAGACUGAUGAACCCCCUGCUUCAGAUGUGGAACCGGGUCCGUCAUCGAAGACUCAAGAUGGGACUGAAGUCAUGGCUCGAUCGACUUCAAUUAGAGAAUGUGGAACCCCAAAAACGGGGACUAAAGUCCGAGGUGAAACGAUGACCGAUAGAAGGCAACUGCGACCUCGGACUCAUCCGAGUGAGAGAGAAGAUGUCCCCCCAAAGGAUCUGAAGAUCAAGAAAAGUCCAGCGAACUCUUCUAGUAAGCAGCGAAAAGGUAUGCUCACUGGGAAGCAGAUAUUGAGCAAGAGAAUGUCGAGAAAGAAAGUUGCGGGGGACAAGGAAGGGAGAGUGGAGAAGAAAGAGGGAGAAAUGGAGGAGGAAGACUUAGCAUGGUCGGAUGGUGAUCGGGAAUCAGUGGCAUCCGAUGGCGAACCCUCUUCUUAUGACCUCCCCCCACAGAAUCCGCUCGUUGGUGACGAUGUCAAUCGAGAUUCUGACAGAGAAGGAAGAGGCAAUGAUGAGGAGGAAGAAGAAAUCGUAUUGGAAGAAAAGGAGUCUCCUGUCAAGCUUCACAGCUGCCCUACAUGUGAGAAAGUGUUUGCCAAGAAGAAAUAUAUGCGAAAUCAUUUGCGAUACGUCCACGGGCCGAAGAACUUCAAAUGCAAAUACUGCGACAAGUCCUUCAAAUGGAAGCACGGUCUGGAAAGUCACAUGUAUACCCAUUGCCAACGAGGAGGUUAUGAAUGCUACCUCUGCGAUGCCACAUUCAAGGGCCCUAGUUACCUCCAGCGACAUGUGAACCGACACUACUCCAAGACUCGCGACAAGACCUUCUUCUAUUGCGAAUGUGGGAAGGCAUUUGAGACCAAGGGUGCUUACGAGUGGCACCAGGAGGUGCAUAAAGGAAUUCGGCAUUUCUGUAAGGUGUGUUCGGUGAGUUUCCUUCACAAGGGAUCCCUGAAUCGGCAUUACCGGGUGUCCCACCCGGAUUCGGAGGAGGCAAUCAGUCUCGGAGGACGCAAAUGCCUCGUCUGUCACAAGAUGGUGAAGAACCUCACCCUUCACAUGCGCUCUCAUGGGUCUAAGAAGUUCAAGUGUUCCAUGUGUCAGAAAACGUUCACGCAUCGCUGUAACCUCCAAGCUCAUCAGCUUCUCCAUGCCCCCAACAUGGAGAAGCCGUACCAGUGUAAAGUGUGCAAGCGGGGAUUCAUACGUGAGGACAAGCUCAAGGACCAUGUUGUGCAGCACAGCCGAAACAAAGCUCGCUACACAUGCUCGGAAUGUGACAAGCGAUUUGCCAUUCGUACCACUUACUUCCUUCACAUGCGUGAACAUGUGAACCCUGGGUAUUUCCCGUGUUAUCAGUGCGGGAAGGCUUUCACGCGGUCGUCGUAUCUGAAGGCGCAUCAAAAGGUGCAUGGACCUCCACAGAACUUCCCCUGCCCAACGUGUCGCAAGGUCUUCGCCUGGCGAUCGAACAUGAUCAAGCAUUUACAGAAGCAUCACCGCGCGUAUUUCACUGAAGAAGUCUGA
Messenger RNA from Darwinula stevensoni, 2460 nucleotides. NCBI's taxonomy places the organism in Eukaryota, Metazoa, Arthropoda, Ostracoda, Podocopida, Darwinulidae. The record is from the annotation of a GenBank genome assembly.